GCAUACUCGCGCACACUCGCGCUCGGGCGCCUUAGGAACAGGCAUCGGCACCCAGAGCGAGCCAGAGAGCGGCGAGCUGGGGAUUCACCCGGCUGAGCCAGCCGAGGAGCCGGCGAGCCGGGCCCGCGACGACCCCACGCCCCCGAGCCCCGCAGCCGACCCCAGCCGGCCGGUAUCCCAGCCGCCCUCCCUGACCCAUGGCGCUGAAGCGGAUUCAGAAAGAAUUGAGUGAUCUACAGCGCGACCCACCUGCUCACUGUUCGGCUGGACCUGUGGGAGAUGACUUGUUCCACUGGCAAGCAACUAUUAUGGGGCCUCCUGAUAGCGCAUAUCAAGGUGGAGUCUUCUUUCUCACUGUACAUUUUCCGACAGACUAUCCUUUUAAACCACCAAAGAUUGCUUUCACAACAAAAAUUUACCAUCCAAACAUAAACAGUAAUGGAAGUAUUUGUCUUGAUAUCCUGAGGUCACAAUGGUCACCAGCUCUGACUGUAUCAAAAGUUUUAUUGUCCAUAUGUUCUCUGCUUUGUGACCCUAAUCCAGAUGACCCCUUAGUACCAGAUAUUGCACAAAUCUAUAAAUCAGACAAAGAAAAAUACAACAGACACGCAAGAGAAUGGACUCAGAAAUAUGCAAUGUAAAAUCAAAAAAAUUUUCAUAUAUACCAGAGUACUGUAAAAUCUAGGUUUUCUUCAACAUUAGCGGUAAAUCGAGCACCGUUUACUGUUUCAUUGUACCAUGAAAUCCUUUGAUUUUUACCCAUUUUAAAUGUAUUUCUGAAGCAAGACAAAACAAACUUCCAAAAAUAUUCUUGAGACUGUGAUGAGAGCAUUUAUCAUUUUGUAUGCAUUGAGAAAGACAUUUAUUAUGGUUUUUAAGAUACUUGGACAUCUGCAUCUUCAGCUUACAAGAUCUACAAUGCAUCUGAAAAGCAACCAAAUUAUUUUUUGCUGAAACUAGAUGUUUUUACAUGAAAAAUACUGUAUGUGUUGUCUAAGAUGUCGUCAGUUAUAUAAAUCUGUAUUCAGAUUUCAUUCUUUGUUAGCUCACUUUAUAAUUUGUAUUUUUUUACUGUAUAGACUAAAUAUAUUCUAUUUACAUGUAUGUCAACUCGUUACUUUUUUCCUGUGAACAGUAUUGAAAAAACCCAACAGCUGAUAAUGAAAUGAAUUAACUGUCCGUCUCCCUUGUCUUAGGGUAUUCUGUAGAUUGAUUGCAGAUUCCUUAAACCUGAAAUGAUCUUUACACUGUAAUUCUCAGUAUACUGAUUAUGGAGAAACACUUGUUUUGAUUUUGUUAUACUUGACUUAACUUUAUUACAAUGUGAAUUAAUUGCACUGCUAAGUAGGAAGACGUGUAACUUUUAUUUGUUGCUAUUCACAUCAGAAUUUUUUUCUGUAUAGGCAAUAUUAUAUUGACACCUUUUACAGAUCUUAAUGUAGCUUUUUCCAUUUAAAUAAAAUGCUUUUUCUACUAUUUGUCUUGAUUACUUAAAAAGAUAAAAAAUUACUUUAUAAGUAAGGAUCAGUACUCUAUAUAAAAUUUUGCAUGGAAAUUAAUUCCAAAUUGUAAGAAUGAAGUCUGUUGUAUUUGGCACUAAUCACCAUUAAUUAUAUAAAUUUUAUUGCUUUAGGUUUGUAUUGAUAUCUGUUUACUAAAUUGUCAAUCUAGAGGAUGAUAUACACUGGUCCCUUGUUAUUGAAAAGAAUUUAGGAUAUGUUGGCAUUUGUCUUGGAUCACAUCUAAAAUGAAUUAUUUUCUAAGGUACUGAGAUGAAUGUAAGACAGUGUCACCUACAUUGAAGAAAAGUCUUUAUAGACCUGAAGAAUAAUUAGGUAAUUCAUUAAAAUGCCCCUCUAGAUAUAACUGAUGUUGUAUUUCUUAACAUUUUAAAAUCUAGAAUUUCUAAAAUAGAAUUUUAAUGCCAUCACAGUUUGAAAGAGGACAUCCAUUUUUUACCGUAGAAGUUAUACAGAAAAUUCUAAAAUGACACUUUCCCUCUGUUUUAUAAAUUGUCAGUUAAAAUGAUUUAAAUGAGCAGGUUAUCUUUGCAGAUUUUAAAGAAAGCUAGAAAGUUCUAAUGUUUUAACUUGGAAAAAAAAUGUCUCUAAUUAUUAGCAUGCUUACCAAACUUGAGUGUCAUUUUUAAGAAGAGUUGUAGCUCUUCUGAUUAUUUCAGUAGCUGUAUAAGUGUACAAAAAUCUGUGAUGGGUGUAGUCAUUAGCAAAGAAUGUAAAUCACUUAAGUAUUUUACCAUGGUUCAUUAUUAUAAAGCACAAAAUAACCCAUUGUUAAAAAAUGUGUUUUUAUAAAUGAAUGUAAAAUAAUUAAAUGAAUUGUGAAAUGGAUGUUUAAGAAAAUAUAGGUUUAAAAAGUAACUAUAUUAAGUGAUGUCUUGAAACAGCCAUAUCAUGAAGAAUACUACUAUGUUAUUAUAAGCUACAUUGGCCCAGAAUUUGAACACUCAACAUCAUUAGAUUUAAGUAUUUAGUAUAUUUUGAUAAUAAAGGGAUUUGUUUCUUGAAUAUCUUUCACUUUUUAAAAAACUUUUGUGUGGCAUUUAUUUUUGGAAAUGUCUUUUUUUUUUCUGUAUUAAAGUUUUGAAACUUGCCUAACACUAACUCUGUUUGCCUUUGCUUACAUCUGAAUUGUACAACCACUCUCUUGAGGAGUGAGCACAAGUUCUCAUAAUUAAUUUAAAAAUCUUAGAAGUUCAGCAAUGGCAUAAUGAUCAGCCAGAUCAGUAUUUUGGGUUUGUUGUUUUGUUUAAUUCUAACAAAGGGUACAUCAGUUACCUAACUGUAAAUCCGAAGCCAAGGACCUUCCUCCAUAGAUCAACCAUUAAUUUAAGGACCUCCUGGGAGUGAGGAAAAUGGAAAGUCUUUUGGAGUUUUACGAUCCUACCUCUUGAAGUCUUGGAUUCUGAACACUCAUAACUGCCACAUACAAUAAAUCCAUGAUACAGGCUGUAAGGGGUAACCUCACGCUCAUCCCCCCAACUAUCUCUAAUUCCUGAACAAGCUUUACACAUGCAUAUGUAAAUCAUAUACAAUUAUUCAUUUUUGCUUUACGUUAUACCCCCACCCCUCCAUGAACUCUGUUAGGGAAAAUUUUAAAUUUACUUUGUCAGUUAAGCAAUUUCAAAGGAUCAAAAGGUAUUAGGUGAGAAACACAAACACAAAGCACCAGGGCAACCAUAAGAGUUAAUAUUCAGAGUAACUUUUGGGGCUUCCCUGGUGGUGCAGUUGUUAAGAAUCCGCCUGCCAAUGCAGGGGACACGGGUUCAAGCCCUGGUCCGGGAAGAUCCCACAUGCCAUGGAGCAACUAAGCCCUUGCACCACAACUACUGAGCCUGCGCUCUAGAGCCCGCAAGCCACAAGUACUGAGCCCACGUGCUACAACUACUGAAGCCCGCGCGCCUAGAGCCCGUGCUUCGCAACAAGAGAAGCCACCGCAAUGAGAAGCCCGCGCACCGCAAUGAAGAGUAGCCCCUGCUCGCUGCAACUAGGGAAAGUCCGUGCGCAGCAACGAAGACCCAAUGCAGCCCAAAAUAAAAAGAGUAACUUUUUUUAAAACUUAAUAAAAACAGUACCACAUGUA
Lagenorhynchus albirostris (white-beaked dolphin) is the source of this 3600-nucleotide messenger RNA. It is a transcript of the gene UBE2D1, whose product is annotated as ubiquitin conjugating enzyme E2 D1. The transcript is spliced from 7 exons. NCBI's taxonomy places the organism in Eukaryota, Metazoa, Chordata, Mammalia, Artiodactyla, Delphinidae. Gene Ontology annotation, molecular function: ubiquitin conjugating enzyme activity. Gene Ontology annotation, biological process: ubiquitin-dependent protein catabolic process; protein polyubiquitination. Gene Ontology annotation, cellular component: nucleus. The record is from RefSeq and is a predicted model, not a curated record. The coding region runs from base 198 to 641 and encodes 147 amino acids.